GAGUCACGUGACCUAAUGGACAUUAUAUGAGACACGAACUAUUGGAUCAGAGAUGAUGAGACGCCGCGUCUAAAUGGAGUUCACAAACGCACCUGUCUGAUUGGUGAGCUGAGGGAUGAGCGUGUGAAGAAAGACCUCGGUUCUGAGAAAAUAAACCAAAAUGGCCUCCACAGCGAGUGGGGAGAAAUCUCUUCCUCUCAGGAGCGUCUUUGAGAUGGAUUAUGGUUCCACAUCUGUACAGCUGCAGCUCAUCGGCCUCAGCUUCGGCUUCUACUCCCUCAUCUUCCUCCUGUCUCACUUCCUGUCUGUCCUGCUGUCACACACCUAUCGCUCUCUGACCGCUAAAGAGAAGGUGUUCUGGUGUUUGGCGGCGACGCGGGCAAUCUUCGGCUUUCAGGGCUCGUGGGCGGGGUUACGCGCGCUGAUGGAGGACGGAUCCAUGUUCAGCGAUAAGGUGCGAGGACAGACGGGCUGGUCCUGGUUCACUGUGCUGAUGGCCUGCGGGUUCUUCACCUUCGAGAAUGUAGCGCUGCACGGAUCCAACCUGGUGUUCCGCUCCUUUGACGCUCCGCUUGCCGUGCAUCAUGCCUUCGCCCUGGCUGGAUACAGCGGCACCGUGCUGCACACGGACAUCGGACACUUCCUGCCUCUCAUCACACUGUUGCUGGAGAUGAGCACGCCCUUCACCUGCAUCUCCUGGAUGCUGCUCAAGGCCGGUUGGUCUCAUACUCUGCUGUGGAGAGGGAAUCAGUGGCUAAUGAUCCACAUGUUCCACUGCCGCAUGGUGGUGACGUACUACAUGUGGUGGGUGUGUUGGUGUAACUGGUCUGGUUUGUAUGUGACCAUUCCUCUUCCUCAGCUCCUCAUCUUCCUCGUGGGCCUGACACUCCUCACACUCAUCAUGAACCCCCUGUGGCUGCACAAGAAGACCAUGCAGCUCCUCAACCCCAUCGACUGGAACUUCAGCAACAAGCCAGCACCGGAGAAAAGGGGCAAAGCACACAAGAGCUGAGCUCGGAAAUCCUGCCCCUGCCUCCUGCCCCUGCCCCGCCCCUUAAGGCAGUGUUACUGAACACUAUUCUGCAGCUUUGAGGUGUUGAUUUGAAUGAGAGUUACUAAAAACUCAGAAACUAAUUGUUUUGCCUGAUUGCUGGGAUUAGACAGAAAUAUCAGAUCACUGCAGUAGAAGACGUUUUGACCAUACACAAUGUGCAUCAUCAUCAUAAUAAUAUAUAUAUAUAUAUAUAUUUUAAAUCAUAUAUAAUUUUUUUUUAAAUCAUAUAUAUAUAUAUAUAUGGUAAUGGUUGUAUUAAAAUAAAUAAAUCAGCGCUUUAAAAGAAGGGAUAAAAAAAACAUUUUACACAUAACAUCAAAUCUUCAGCUUCCAGAAAUUGUGAUCACGAUAAUGGUAGUGUAUCAUGUGGCCACUGUGGAUAUUCAGCUAGUGUUAAAGAAGUUCACUUCCAGAACGAAAAUCUACAAAUACUUUCCUCACCCUUUUGUCAUCCAAGAUGUCUUUCUUCCAUCAGUGGUAAAGAAAUGAUGUUUUUUGAGGAAAACAUUUCAGGAUGUUUCUCCAUAUAGUGGACUUCAAUGGUGACCAUGAGUUUGACCUUCCUGAAUACAGUUUAAAUGCAGCUUCAAAGAGCUCUAAACCUCCAUCCCAGCCCAGGAAGAAGGAUCUUAUCUAGACACACCAUCGCUCAUUUUCUUAGAAAAAUUAAAAAGCUGUAGACUUUUUAACCACAAAAUCUCGUCUAGCGCUAGCCCUGGGAUGAGUGUCUGCAAUGCUACGUAGUACGUAAUCACGUCGGAAGGUCAUGCGUGAUGUAGGCAGAGCUACAGACCCAGUGUUUACAAAGCGAACGUGUAAAGACCAAGGAGGUACAAAUAAAUCAAACGCUCUUUACUCACAAAAAGGUACAUAUAACUUUGUGUCGUUCCACACAUAACAACUUCAGAGUGCUCCUCCUUCUCCACUUUAGUAAACACUGGGUCUGUAGCUCCGCCUACGUCAUGCGUGACCCUCUGACAUGAUUACAUAGUAUGUAGUGUUGCAGAUGUGCAUCCGAAAGCUAGCGCUAGACAAGCUUUUGUGGUUAAAAAGUAUACAAUUUUUUAUUUUUCUAAGACAAUGAGUGAUGGUUUGUCUAGACAACCAGACAAAUCCUGGGCUGGAUGGUUUAGAGCUCUUCGAAGCUUUGAAGCAUUUUGGAAGCUCAGACUCGCGGGCCUGAAAUGUUUUCCUCAAAAAACAUCAUUUCUUUAUGACUGAAGAGAGAAAGACAUGAACAUCUUGGAUGAUGGGGGGGGGGAUUAUUUGUAGUUUUUAGUUCUUCUCCUUUAACACACACACACACACACACACGGUGUGUCAGGUGGUGUUAUGUUAGCUUGUUAGCUAAAGGUCAUGUGUAGAUCUGAGUUUUCUCCUCUCUACACUUCCUCCUGAGGUUUACAGCUGAAUCUGACGCAGCGCUUUAUCUCCUUCCUCCUUUCACCGAAGGGUUUUUUUUAGACUUCCUGUUUCUUUUGGAGAAAGUGAGUGUGUUGUGCAGUUCCUUGUGUUUACACUUCACAUGAUCAGAGUGUAAAAGAACAAAAUCUUUUAUUAUUCUGCAUGAAAGAAUUUGAAGUAUUAAUAUGAAGUUAAAGUGUCCAAAUAUUAAUAUUUUGUGCAACUUUUUUUUUUUUUAAAUGCACCCAAUUCUCAUGUCCUGCUGUGUGUUAAGUUUUAUUAUUAUUAUUAUUAUUAUUAUUAUUAUUAUUAUUUAAUUAUUUUGUUAUGGUAUUUUUAAUGAUUCAGUUUCCCUCCCACGCUCUGGAUGCCUUCACCAUUGCUAUGACAACUGUUGAUUACGGUCUGAACAAACAUUUUGUUGACAACUUAUUAAAAACAAAUUAUUUAAAAAAAAAUAAUAAUAAUGAAAUAAAAUGCAUCUGAUUUG
This is a messenger RNA of Hemibagrus wyckioides, 2948 nucleotides long. RefSeq names its product CLN8 transmembrane ER and ERGIC protein (gene cln8). Bases 161 to 1012 code for a protein of 283 amino acids. Lineage: Eukaryota; Metazoa; Chordata; Actinopteri; Siluriformes; Bagridae. The record is from RefSeq and is a predicted model, not a curated record. Gene Ontology annotation, cellular component: membrane; endoplasmic reticulum. Gene Ontology annotation, biological process: lipid homeostasis. The transcript is spliced from 4 exons.